CUUAUGCGGCAUCUUGUUGAAAACGUCCCUGUCCAAGGUCCUGAAAUCUGCUUUACCAAGCAUGCGUCAUGUGACUUCACCCAGCACUGCCUAGCUCAGCACCAAGCCUACUGGUUUCUGGAGAUUUCAUGUGAGAAAAGGACGAACCCCGAACCCCUUUCCCCCUCAUCUUGCGUUGUUUAGACUGUUUCUUUUUUUCACCCUCCCGCCGUUUUUUUGGCCCGUUUUUUGCGUAUCGGAUAAUGUGGACCUUUGAAGCGCUCGGAGUAUGACAAAAGAUUUUUAGGAUGCUGGACUUGUGCUGCUCGUUUUGUUCCUCUCUUUUUACUUAAAUGCAAACACCGUGAAUGCGUCGGACAGAGUGGACGAGCCUGCUGCUAUAGUGGUUCGCAUUCAGAAAGUCGUCCUGUCUUUUCUUGAUUUUAUUUUAUUUUAUUUCUCUGGAGCGACUUCAGGAGGAUGUAACGACCGAUUAACCUUGCACAGCUUAAGUGUCCUCAUCAAAAUGCAGAAGGGAAUACGACUUAAUGAUGGUCAUGUCACCUACCUGGGGCUUUUGGCGAAAAAGGAUGGUACAAGACGCGGGUGCUUGAGCAAAAAGAGCUCAGACAACACGAAAUGGCACACGAAGUGGUUUGCUUUGUUACAAAAUGUGCUCUUUUAUUUUGAGAACGAGUCCAGCUCGCGACCCUCGGGAUUAUACCUGUUGGAGGGAUGCAUAUGCGACAGGGCGCCUUCACCGAAACCUUCACAGUCAGCCAAGGAGUGUUUGGAAAAGCAGUACUAUUUCACCGUCAGCUUCACCCAUGAAAACCAAAAGGCGCUCGAGUUACGCACAGAAGAUGUAAAGGACUGCGAUGAAUGGGUGGCUGCAAUAUCACACGCCAGUUACAGAAACUUGGCCAACGAGCAUGAGACUCUCAUGCAGAAGUAUCUUCAUCUGCUACAGAUUGUGGAGACGGAGAAAACAGUUGCUAAGCAACUUCGACAACAGAUAGAAGAUGGGGAAAUAGAGAUUGAAAGGCUUAAGUCAGAGAUCUCCACACUGCUCAAAGACAACGAAAAGAUUGGCGCCAGCCCUGCGGCCGUGCCAACCGAUGACGACACAGAAAUCAAGAAAAUCAAAAAAGUCCAGAGCUUCUUGCGAGGCUGGAUCUGCAGGAGGAAGUGGAAGACAAUCAUCCAGGAUUACAUCCGCUCACCACAUGCAGAGAGUAUGAGGAAGAGGAACCAGGUGGUGUUCAGCAUGUUGGACUCAGAGGCCGAGUACGUCCAGCAGCUUCACAUCCUGGUGAACAACUUCCUGAGGCCACUCCGCAUGGCAGCCAGCUCCAAGAAACCGCCCAUCACCCAUGAUGAUGUCAGCAGCAUAUUCCUCAACAGUGAAACAAUCAUGUUUCUACAUCAGAUAUUUUACCAGGGUCUGAAAGCCAGAAUAGCGAGCUGGCCGACAUUAGUGCUGGCCGACCUGUUUGACAUCCUGCUGCCCAUGCUUAACAUCUACCAGGAGUUUGUGAGGAACCACCAGUACAGCCUGCAGAUCCUGGCUCACUGCAAGCAGAACCGAGACUUUGACAAGCUGCUGAAACAGUACGAGGCCAAGCCCGACUGUGAGGAGAGGACUCUGGAGACCUUCCUCACCUACCCCAUGUUCCAGAUUCCCCGCUACAUUCUCACACUCCAUGAGCUUCUGGCGCACACACCCCAUGAACAUGUAGAGAGAAACAGUCUGGACUACGCCAAAUCUAAGUUGGAGGAGCUUUCCAGAAUCAUGCACGACGAAGUGAGUGAGACGGAGAACAUCAGGAAGAACCUGGCAAUAGAGCGCAUGAUCGUAGAGGGCUGUGAGAUUCUCCUCGACACCAGUCAGACAUUUGUAAGACAAGGGUCUCUCAUCCAGGUGCCGAUGAGCGAGAAGGGCAAGAUCACCCGUGGGCGACUGGGUUCUCUGUCUCUGAAGAAGGAGGGGGAGAGGCAGUGCUUUCUCUUCUCCAAGCAUUUAAUCAUCUGCACCAGGGGUUCUGGGGGAAAGCUUCAUCUCACCAAGAAUGGAGUAGUCUCGCUCAUAGACUGCACUCUUAUGGAGGACCCCGAGGGGACAGAUGAUGAGUCCAAAUCAGACAAGAGCGGCCAGGACAUGGAGCACCUGGACUUCAAGAUUGUUGUUGAGCCAAAGGACAGCCAGUCAUUCACAGUCAUCCUGGUCGCCUCCUCGAGGCAGGAGAAGUCUGCAUGGACCAGUGACAUCAGCCAGUGCAUAGACAACAUCCGCUGCAAUGGGCUGAUGAUGAACGCCUUCGAAGACAACUCCAAAGUCACAGUACCACAGAUGAUCAAGUCAGAUUCCAGUCUGUACUGUGAUGAUGUGGACAUCCGCUUCAGUAAGAUGAUGAACUCCUGCAAGGUGCUGCAAAUCCGCUACGCCAGCGUGGAGCGCCUGCUGGAGAGACUGACCGACCUCCGUUUCCUCUCCAUUGACUUCCUCAACACCUUCCUGCACUCCUACCGCGUGUUUACCACUGCUGAUGUGGUGCUGGACAAGCUCAUCACCAUUUACAAGAAGCCUAUCAGUGCCAUCCCUGCUCGGUCCCUGGAGUUAUUCUUUGCCAGCAGUCAGAACAGUAAACUCCUGUAUGGAGAGCCUCCCAGCUCCCCCAGGGCCAGCAGAAAGUUCUCCUCCCCACCUCCUCUCGCCAUCGCCAAGAAUUCAUCCCCAAACCGCCGGCGCAAGCUCUCCCUCAACAUCCCCAUCAUCACUGGGGGCAAAGCUCUUGACCUGGCUGCCCUCAGCUGCUCCUCAAAUGGCUAUGCAAGCAUGUACUCAUCCAUGUCCCCAUUCAGCAAGACCACCUUGGACAUAAACAAGCUGUACGUGUCCAGCCCCAUCUCCAGCAAAAUUCCUGAUGAGGGGGAGGACAAGAAAGACAAGGUGGAGGAGACCUCCGUGUGCAAACAAGAUCUCUCUGUGCGAGAAGAAAGUGACAAUGAUCAAAACCAGAGCGAUGACGGGGAGGCAGAAGCCUCUCCCACCAAGUCACCAACCACCCCGAAAAACAUCAAAUGCAAAAACUCCUCAGAGUUCUCUCUGUUUUCUUACAACAAUGGCAUGGUGAUGUCCUCGUGUCGAGAGCUGGAUAACAACCGCAGUGCCCUGUCCGCUGCCUCCGCCUUUGCUAUUGCUACAGCUGGAGCCAACGAGGGCACGCCCACCAAGGAAAAGUAUCGCCGGAUGUCCCUCGCCAGCACUGGCUUCCCAACCGAUCAGAGAAAUGGAGACAAAGAGUUUGUGAUCAGACGCGCAGCAACCAACAGAGUCCUGAACGUGCUGAGGCACUGGGUGUCCAAACACUCUCCGGACUUUGAGAGUAAUAAUGAACUAAAGACAAAAGUUAUUGCCUUCCUGGAGGAAGUGAUGCAUGACCCUGAGCUGUUGACCCAGGAGAGGAAAGCAGCAGCCAACAUCAUCAGGACUUUAACUCAGGAAGAUCACGGUGACAAUCAGAUCACCCUUGAAGACGUGACGCAACUGGUAGGAGAAGGGAAGCCCGAGCCUUUUGAGAGCCACUCUGCGCUGGAGAUCGCAGAACAGCUCACUCUGCUGGACCACCUGGUGUUUAAGGUCAUCCCAUAUGAGGAAUUCUUUGGACAAGGCUGGAUGAAGAACGACAAAAACGAGAAGACGCCAUACAUCAUGAGGACAACGAAGCACUUCAAUGAUAUAAGCAACCUUAUUGCCACAGAGAUCCUGCGAUGUGAGGAUGUGGUCACUCGAGUGGCGGUCAUAGAGAAAUGGGUGGCAGUAGCUGACAUCUGCCGCUGUCUCCACAACUACAAUGCUGUGCUCGAGAUCACCUCCUCCCUCAACCGUAGCUCCGUCUUCCGCCUAAAGAAGACCUGGCUCAAGGUUUCCAAGCAGACAAAAGCAUUGAUUGACAAGCUGCAGAAGCUGGUCUCAUCAGAGGGGAGGUUCAAAAACCUGAGAGAGGCUUUGAAGAACUGUGAUCCUCCGUGUGUACCCUAUCUGGGGAUGUACCUCACUGACCUGGCUUUCAUUGAGGAGGGAACACCAAACUACACUGAAGAAAACCUGGUCAACUUCUCCAAGAUGAGAAUGAUUUCUCACAUCAUCAGAGAAAUCAGGCAGUUUCAGCAAACAGCAUACAAAGUUGACCUGCAACCAAAGGUAGCCCAGUAUCUGCUGGAUAAUAGCUUUGUUCUGGAUGAAGAGAGCAUGUACGAAGCCUCACUCAGAAUUGAGCCCAAAGUGCCCAACUGAUGAGGAAGUUGGUCCUUCACAUUAUUUUCUCUGUUAAUAUUAUACAUCGGUCAACGUACACAUCAACUUUUGUAUAGUUGUACAUGUUUAAGAUAUUCGCUCUUCUGUACAGUAGAUGUUUAAGGUUGUUUGAUGACACAAAACCUUUCAGUGUAUAUUUUUUGUUUGUUAUAGUUGCCAUGACGCCACAUGCUUUGAGGAUUUAUUUUUUUUAUUUCUUUGGGGUAUUUCAAGCAUAAUAACAGAGGUCUCUUUGGUUGCACACAGCAGUGUCCUCUUAGUGACCAAUGACAUUAUUUUGCAUCAUCUCAUACUGUGUUGACUCUGCACUUUCUGAGCACUCAUGCUGCCGGCCAUUGUUCUCUUUGCUUGAGUUUUAUCGAUGACUAAGUUUCUCUGCAACCAAUGUAGCAUUGUAAAAAUGUAACUGCAUCAUAUCAGGUAAAAGAGCACAGAGAUUUUUACUGUAUUUAAAGUUAGGGAAUAAUGAUCAGUGUAGACGACAGCCAGGUACCCCGAAGCAUAGAUGUCUCUGUGCUUCCCAAACCAAAACAAGAGGGAUUUGUUUCUUCAUUUCUGCACACUAAAGUCAGAGGUUCCCAACUGUUUUUUUGCAAUGCAGACCAUUUUUAUAUUGUCAUCCUGGACCAGCCCCAAUGGAACGGACCAGAGCUAAAACCUGAAAUGGAAAACAAAGCUAAAAAUACUGAAUGAGUGCUCAGUGUGCCGAUGGAAAUAUCAUCUCGCAUACUCAUAAACUGUUUAAAUUAACAAGAAUAAAAGUUGACAGCCAUGCUUGUACCUCUGCAAGGCUUCAAUUUGACACAGCGGCUAAACACUAACAUCAGCAUGCCAACAUGCUUAUGUUUGCCAUGUUUGCCUUCUUUGUUCAGUGUCUUAGGAAGGUUACGUUUGCUAAUUAGCAUUAAACAAGUCAAUUAAAAACACUUUAUUUGGCAAUUUGCAGAGCCACAGAGAGCACAAUAUUGGACAUUUUAAAAAUACAUAAAACUGUGGGGAAAACAGUAUAAGCCGUAGCCUACAAAUAAUUAUAAUAAUAUGAGAAUGACAAUGAUUUUAUUAGUGCAAACACAAAUAAAAUUCAGCUAAUUCUAAUGGGGCUGCUGUCAGUUUUGCAAGUAUUUGAUCAUAAACUACUGAAUCAGUUUAAAUGUUCAAAGUAGUUCAAGGGCAUCUAUUAGCAAAAAUGGUAUAUGUUUUUUAUAAUGUUUUCAAGAGAGUAUAAUCACCUGAAAAUAAGAACCAUGGUGUUUUCAUUACCUUCAAACUUGUUUUGUUACCUUAUAUCUACGGAGCGGGUCCUCUUCCAUGUAGUUCGCCAUAUUGUUCUAUGGUUGCCCACAACAGACAAGCGCAUAGACAUAGCAUAAUCUGACCUAUAAAAGCCAAAAAAGUGUUUCCAUUGCAGUUUUGCAAAAUAUGGC
Molecule: messenger RNA, 5721 nt
Organism: Plectropomus leopardus (leopard coralgrouper)
Lineage: Eukaryota; Metazoa; Chordata; Actinopteri; Perciformes; Serranidae
Product: ras-specific guanine nucleotide-releasing factor 1
Biological process (GO): Ras protein signal transduction
Cellular component (GO): plasma membrane
Molecular function (GO): guanyl-nucleotide exchange factor activity
Source: RefSeq, a predicted model, not a curated record